GCGUUUGUUCCCGGGGUAUGGAAAAAAGCCGACGUCAUCCCUGUACCUAAAAAUAAGGUGCUGAGGGACAUUACUAAAGACUUGCGUCCCAUCUCGCUUACUGCCACUUUGUCAAAAACGUGUGAACGUUUUGUCGCAGACUGGCUGAUGGAGUUGAUUGGUGAGAAGAUCGAUAAACGGCAAUUUGGAUCUCUAAAAAACUCUUCAACAACACAUGCAUUAUUGAGCCUUCUCCAUCACUUAUUAAACGAAACUGAUGUGCCGAAAAACGCUGUGAGAAUUUUUUUAUUAGACUUCUCCAAAGCUUUUGACCAUAUCGAUCAUAACAUCCUCCUCAGUAAAUUAUCUGAUAUGGACGUUCCAUCAUUAAUAACAAACUGGAUAAGAAGUUUUCUUACUCAACGAAGCCAACGGGUCAGAAUGCCCCAUUGUGUGUCAGAAUGGCAAAUCCUCAACGGUGGAGUACCCCAGGGAACUGGUUUAGGCCCAAUCCUCUUCCUAAUCAUGAUAAACGAUCUCCUCGCUGAUUGGAAAGACCGAUGGAAAUACGUUGACGACACCACCACUACCGAAACCAUUGGCCCAGAUUGUAACAGCAACCUUCAAGAACUGGUUAAUUACAUCAAUAAUUGGACUACGAGUAAUAAUAUGAAAUUAAACAUUGGAAAAUGCAAAGAACUGGUUAUUGAUUUUGCAAAAAAGAAGCAUUGCUUUCCCCUUUUAACAGUCGAUAAAGUUAAUAUUGAACGAGAGAAAUCUGCCCGUAUCCUUGGCCUCACAGUCCAAGAUAACAUGAAGUGGAAUGAACAUAUAAAUAACAUAGUUAAAAAAGCUAGCAAGAGGCUCUAUAUGCUAAGACUGCUAAAAAGGUCCAACGCGUGUAUUGACACGUUAAUUACUGUAUAUACUACCAUUAUUAGGCCUGUUUUAGAGUACGCAUGCCAGGUCUGGCAUUACAAUAUCCAACAAUAUUUAUGUGACGAUAUUGAAAAAAUACAAAAACGCGCGUUGAGAAUAAUCCUCCCAUCGCAAAAGUACGACGAAGCGCUGAUCACGACUAACAUCACGUCACUGAGAGAUCGACGAGAAAAAUUAUGCGAACAUUUCUUUGAGAAGAAUAUUGACAAUGAAAAUCUCAAAGAUCUUUUACCACAAACAGUUUUAUCUGGAUAUGAUCUAAGACCGAUAUGUAAAUAUCAUAAUUAUGUUUGCAGAACCGAACGUUUUAAGAAUUCGUUUAUACCUCAAAGUAUAUUAAAGAUUAACAGUAAAUAAGUUUUUAGAAAUGUAAAUAAUCUUAAAUAUGUAAUUAUUAUGUAAUUUUAACUUAUCCUCUUAAUUUAUGUAAUACUGGUGUAAUUUAACCUUUUUGGGUUACAAAGUCAGUAGUCAUUAAAUCAAUUCAAUUCAAUUCAAGUUUUAUGGACACAAAUAAGCCCUCAACGACUCCCAAGGGGCAUCUCCAGUAUUGUAAUUGGUACCGUUUACCAUCCGCCGAGCUCUAUGGAUUUCCUUAUGCUAGAUUACUUGUACAAUAGUUUAUCUUCUAUUGAAGCUAGUUUCCCAGGCUGUGGUAUAAUCCUCCUCGGUGAUUUUAAUCAAUUAAACGGCUCGCGACUCUGCAACUUCUAUAAACUUAAACAAAUAGUCAAUUUUCCAACGCGUGGUAGUAACACUUUGGACAAAAUUUAUACCAAUCUAAAGAGGUUUUAUAGCCCUCCAAUUAAGAUGUCCCCGUUUGGUUUGUCUGACCAUGCUUCUAUUGAAGUUAAACCUCUAGAGCGAACCAAUCUACCUAAACCCAAGAUCACCGUGAAGUCAAGGGACAUUCGGCCUUCGAAGCGCCUUGCAAUGCGUUUGUAUCUAAAGGAAGUUGACAUUUCAACACUAAUUAACAGUCAGAGGUCGUGUGAAGACAAAGUAAAGCUCCUGGAAUUAAUCAUUAAUACCGGGAUGGACAGGUUACUUCCUCUAAAGUCUAAGACCAUUGUAACAAGCGAGCCACCCUGGAUCAAUCAGUCUCUCAAAUGUUUGAUUCGCAAGCGCCAGAAAGCUUUAGACCAGGGAGACGAAGUUCUAUUUCGCACACUGAGAAAUCGAGUAAAUCGUGAGCGAAAAAUAUGCCGUGCUAAGUAUUACAAGUCUAAAGUCGAGCAUUUGAUGGAGUGCAAACCUGCAUCGUGGUGGAAAGAAGUGAAAAAGUUAAGUGGAAUGACAACUGUCAACUCAUCCCAGACAGACCUAGUCUCUACGCUACAGCAUAUUGGUCGUGAUCAAGGAGAGGGAACUGUCAGCAAUACUGUCCUUGCCAAUGUUAUCAAUGAGGCAUUCCUUGCCCCUAUGAGUCAUUUUACACCUUUACAAACCGAAGAAUUUGUACCAAACAGCCCAAUGUUCGAAUGCUGCUGCCUCCAAGUGUCCGAGUUUUCUGUUUACAAGAAACUGUCUACGUUAAAUCCAACUAAAGCAAGCGGACCCGACGGUAUACCGAGUUGGCUCUUAAAAGACAAUGCCGACAUAUUUGCUGCCCCAGUAUCAAAUAUAUUAAACCGUUCCUUUUUGGAAGCUCGACUCCCAUCAUCGUGGAAAUUGGCCAAUAUUUCACCAAUCCCAAAACAAAAGCAAAUUCUUGACGUAAAUAGCCAUCUUCGUCCUAUAUCUUUGACAUCUAUCCUCUCGAAAGUUGCGGAAGACUUUGUUGUAGAAGAAUUUGUAAAGCCUGCAGUUCUGAAGAAGGUGGAUCCAAAUCAAUUGACCAUUUGCGUAAUAGACUAAAUUUUGAUCUCAACAAAAAUUUCAUUACAGCUUGAAAGAGCAUCACAAAAUUAGUAAUAUUCCAAAGUUUCGUUACAAGAUGUUGUAAAAUGCGGAAAAUAUAGCCUUGCGAAAUUUGCAAUUUUCAGUCAUUUUAGAUUACAAACCGGAAAUUGACAGCCUCGAAGGGUUUGGGGCUGUCGUCAAUUUCCCGUUUGUAAUCUAAAAUGACUGAAAAUUGCAAAUUUCGCAAGGCUAUAUUUUCCGCAUUUUACAACAUUUUGCAACGAAACUUUGGAAUAUUACUAAUUUUGUGAUGCUCCUUCAAGCUGUGAUGAAAUUUUUGUCUAGACUUGUUUAGUUCAAAAUUUAGUCUAUUACGCAAAUGGUCAAUUUGGGACGAUACCUGGUAGUAACACCACCCAGGCCCUGAUCAGCAUGCUGCAUUCGUGGAAUAAAGCAACUGACGGUAGUGGCGCAACUGUCAGGACAGUAUUAGUUGACUUUAAGAAAGCUUUCGACUUGAUCGAUCACCAUAUACUUGUAGACAAACUAAAAUCGUAUGAUAUUCCUGAAAGCAUUGUUUUGUGGGUUAUUGACUUUCUUACUUGUCGCAAACAACGUGUCAAACUUGGUAACGACUGCUAUUCUGAAUGGGGAACUAUUCCAUCUGGGGUUCCCCAGGGUACCAAACUCGGGCCGUGGUUAUUCGUUAUCAUGAUAAAUGAUUUGAAAAUCCAAGAUUCGGAACUCUGGAAAUACGUCGAUGACACAACGAUGUCUGAAAUUGUUGAAAGAAACAACGAAUCCAACAUACAGGAGAAAGUUGAUGAACUUACACGACAUAUUUCUAUUGAUAAACUUACGCUAAACGAGUCCAAGUGUAAAGAGUUACGUAUUAGCUUCAGUAAAUCUCCUCCCGAUUUCGAUCCUAUUACCAUCAACAAUAAGCAACUGGAGGUCGUUGAAAGUGUAAAACUCCUUGGCAUGCAGAUAUCUAACGAUCUUAAGUGGAAUAGCCAUAUAUCUGUUAUUAUGAAGAAAGCGAAUAAGCGUUUGUAUUUUCUGAGCCAACUAAAACGUUCGAACGUGGGCAGUAAGGAACUUAUUAUCUUUUACUGUACUUGUAUAAGACCUGUUACAGAGUAUGGCUGCCCA
Molecule: messenger RNA, 3912 nt
Organism: Paramuricea clavata
Lineage: Eukaryota; Metazoa; Cnidaria; Anthozoa; Malacalcyonacea; Plexauridae
Source: the annotation of a GenBank genome assembly